Acanthosepion pharaonis is the source of this 933-nucleotide messenger RNA. The record is from the annotation of a GenBank genome assembly. NCBI's taxonomy places the organism in Eukaryota, Metazoa, Mollusca, Cephalopoda, Sepiida, Sepiidae.
AUGAUGUGGGAUACCUUGACCCUGUACAACUACUUUAUGGCUGUGUUUAAUGGACCUGGAUUCGUUCCAUACGGAUGGAGACCGAAAAAUCCUGAAGAUGAGCAACACCUCCAGUACUGCCAGGAAUGCAAAGGUUUUAAAGUUCCAAGAUCACAUCACUGCCGCAAAUGUAAAAGAUGUGUGAUGAAGAUGGAUCAUCACUGUCCUUGGAUCAACACCUGCUGUGGUUACCUGAACCAUGCCAACUUUAUUUAUUUCUUGCUGUUUGCUCCCUGUGGCUGCAUUCAUGGUGCUGUCAUCCUCAUUGCUUCCUCAAUUCACACACUCAAUUUGCAUUAUUUUCGCUUCUAUGCUAAUGGAGAGCCCAUGGUGGAACUAAGCAUUCUGGGAUUUAUUCUUGUUGUUUUCACCAUAGGCCUGGCAGUUGGUGUGGUAGUUGCUGUGGGAAUGCUGUUUUUCAUUCAGUUUCAUGAAGUUCUUAAAAACGAAACUGGGAUUGAAACUUGGAUAAUUGAAAAAGCAAAAACACGAGAAAGAUCUGAAUCUGAAGGUGAAUUUCUCUUCCCUUAUCAUCUGGGCUGGAAAAAGAAUUUGAAACUUGUUUUUUGGCCAUCAGGUGAAAUUUCAUCCAAUGGAAUCCAUUGGCCUGUGAGAGAUUCUUGUCACCAAUUUACAUUAACAACAGAACAACUGAAACAGAAAGCUUUGAAGAGAGAACAUGUGGUUUUGGUGACCAUAAUUGAGAAUUAUUCAGGCUCUUGGUUACCCAUCAGUAAAGGCUGUAAAGUUAUAUACAAUAUUCCAUGUACAGAUGAGGUCAGAAUUCCUGUAAAUGUAGGUGACCAAAUUGAAGUAACCAGAGGGAAACGGCACUGGUUAUAUGGUCAAAAAGUUGCUGAAAAUAAAAAUUCAGGUAAUUACCAAAUAUUGUGA